AUGUUGGAGGAGGAGGAUUUGUUGAAGAAGCAAGUGUCGCCUGAUAUGCGGCACCCAGAAGGCAUUUUCCUCUCCACUUCCGAUUUGCCCAAGUUGCGAAAUCUGGAAAAGGGGGUGGACAUAUUGGUUGCUAGUCCAGGCCGGUUGGUGGACUUCAUAGAGAGAGGCAAAAUUUCCCUUAGGAACGUUAAUUUGGCACUGGAUGAGGCGGACAGGAUGCUGGACAUGGGCUUCGAACGCCAAGUCCGAAAGAUUGUUCAGCAAAUGGAGAUGCCUCAACCGGGUGCUAGGCAGACAAUGCUCUUCAGUGCAACAUAUCCAGCUGAAAUACAGAAGCUGGCAUCAGACUUUCUAUCGAACUACAUAUUUCUAGCUGCUAGAAAGGUUGGAUCAAGCACGGAUCUCAUUGUUCAAAGAGUUGAAUUUGUCCGUGAUGUCGACAAACGAGACCAUUUGGUGAUUCUUCUUCUUGAUAUCAUUCUCUUGCAGGAUGCAUUGACACUGGUGUUUGUGGAGACAAACAGAGCAGCAGAUGCAUUGGAAUGCUGGUUGUCCAGGAAAGGUUUCCCCUCUACUGCCAUUCAUGGUGACAAAAUACAAAUGGAGAGAGAGAGAGCACUGAAAUUAUUCAGAAGUGGUUGCACUCCAAUUCUGGUUGCAACAGACGUAGCUGCUUGGGGACUGGACAUUCCUCAUGUUGCACAUGUAAUAAAUUUUGACUUACCAAGAGCUGUAGAUGACUAUGUUCACAGGAUCGGACGGACCGGCCGUGCUGGCAAGUCAGGGUUGGCAAUAGCAUUUUUCAGCGAGAAGAAUGCACCUCCUGCAAAACCACUGGUUGAAUUGAUGCAGGAAACGAAUCAAGAAAUACCCGAGUGUGUAGGGUGGAUAACCCCAGUGAUAUCUCGUAUUACCAAAUACCUAUCAACUAUUACAAGGUAUAGCAAUGGAGUACCGAACUCCUUAAUACAGACCGAGAUAUGA
This is a messenger RNA of Sesamum indicum (sesame), 984 nucleotides long. Lineage: Eukaryota; Viridiplantae; Streptophyta; Magnoliopsida; Lamiales; Pedaliaceae. The record is from RefSeq and is a predicted model, not a curated record.